GGCGGGCAGCGGGACACAGCCGGCGAGAGGCGCAGGAUGUCGGCGGCGCUGUACGUGCUCUCCACGCUGGGCGGAUACGUCCUCACCUCGGCGCUGCUCCUCAAGUGUCCGGGGCUGCUCCACCGGCCCAAGCGGCAGCGCUUCCGUUGCCGGCACAUCUCCCACCGCGGCGGUGCUGGAGAAAACCUGGAAAACACGAUGGCAGCCUUUCACCAUGCGGUUAAUAUAGGAACAGACAUGUUGGAGCUGGAUUGUCACCUGACAAAAGAUGAGCAAGUGGUGGUGUCCCAUGAUGAGAACUUGAAGCGAUCAACAGGAAUUGAUGUCAACAUAUCUGACCUCAAAUACUCUGAACUGCCACCAUAUCUCUGCAAGCUGGAUGUCACCUUUCAGAAAGAAUGUCACUGUGAGGGAAAAGAUAACCGUAUUCCACUCCUGAAAGAGGUGUUUGAGGCAUUUCCACAGACUCCUGUCAACAUUGACAUCAAAGUGAACAACAAUGUGUUGAUCAAAAAGGUUUCUGAGCUGGUGAGUCAGUAUAAGCGAGAGCAUUUGACAGUAUGGGGGAAUGUCAAUUACGAGGUUGUAUCAAAGUGUCUUAAGGAGAAUGCUGAUAUUCCCAUCAUCUUCUGUUUGCAACGUGUCCUCCUGCUUCUUGGCCUGUUCUACACCGGUCUGCUGCCAUUCAUUCCUUUCAAGGAAGAAUUCUUGGAGAUUCCCAUGCCUUCAAUCAUCCUCAAGCUGAAAGAACCACAGAAGGUGACAAGAAGCCAAAAAUUUAUUAUCUGGCUAGCUGACACACUGCUGAUGAGGAAAGCACUUUUUGACCACCUCACUGCUCGAGGCAUUCAGGUGUAUAUUUGGGUACUGAAUGAAGAACAAGAAUACAAGAGAGCAUUUGAUCUAGGAGCAACUGGAGUGAUGACAGACUAUCCAACAAAACUUAAGGAGUUUUUACAUAAUUAUCCAGCAUAAAUGAAGAAAUCCAAGGAAGUUCUUGCAGAUUGUGAGCCAAGGAUUUUCUCCAUUAAAAACAAAAAAGAGUAGCAUACACAGAUCACCUUGAAGGAUGUAACUGGAUGAUCUGUUACCUUGUCAUCAGGUUGCUACCUAAUGUAAAGGCUGUCUAUUUAUUUUAAAACUUUAAUUACAUAGUUUACAUUUGUAAAUAGCUCAUUUAGCAAUAGCACACUUCACAUAUAGUGAUGACUAGGAAGAAACUUGCUGGAUUGGAUACCUGUAGAUAAUAAACGUUAUUUUACCUGUCACAAGUGUUCCUAAGCAGAUGUCAAGACAUGUCAGUUAUCCCAGUUAUAUUCUAGUGGGCAGAAACUAAGGAAUUUCUGAAAGUACUCUCUGUGUAUGCAUUUCUUGUCUUGCUUUUAAUUUUCAGAUAACCUGUAGGGCAAAAAAGAAAACGCACAGGAGAAGCAGAGAGUGGAAUCUGUGGCUAGCCGAACAGUGUAGCAUGUGAAGUGUAGUCCAUAAAGGUGGUCAUAAAGGUGGUCACUUUUUUACCAAAAUGAACUCAUUUGGUCAGUGUAGAUUUACUCUUUUAUUCUUACUGCUAAGAAUGUUGAACCUGAGUUGCAGCUGUACAUAGACCCCUUUCUGCUGUGAUGGCAAUGCUGUGACUCACUGGUCAAGUUCCAAGUGUGGUAUUUAAGCCAGGUUCUGGGUUUGACACUGACUUCUACUGCAAGAGUCUAGGUUUGCUGCUGGUUCUGACCUGCCUGUCAGGCUACUGUGGCAUGGCAAAACCUGGCUUUCCAGGAAGGAAGAUUGCACUUUCUGGAGAUUACACUUAUUUUGUAAUAAGUAGUCUUUUAAUGGAGGAAACCAAUAUUCUAGGAGUCUUUUGCACAUCUGUAGUUCUAACAUCUGUGGUCUUGAUGAUGGAAAGUUGGAUUUAGGGUGAGGGACCAAAGAAGACUGUUUGGUCAGGAGUUUCAGGAACAAAUUUAAAUGUUCCUAUUAAAUGAAUUCACCCAAAGCAGAUUUAUAUGCGUACUUAUAAAAAGAGCAAGUGUCAAUCUAA
Molecule: messenger RNA, 2038 nt
Organism: Pezoporus flaviventris
Lineage: Eukaryota; Metazoa; Chordata; Aves; Psittaciformes; Psittacidae
Gene: GDPD1
Product: glycerophosphodiester phosphodiesterase domain containing 1
Exons: 10
Coding region: 37-975 (312 amino acids)
Biological process (GO): glycerophospholipid catabolic process; N-acylethanolamine metabolic process
Cellular component (GO): endoplasmic reticulum membrane
Molecular function (GO): phosphoric diester hydrolase activity; phosphatidylcholine lysophospholipase A1 activity
Source: RefSeq, a predicted model, not a curated record